AUGUUUCGAAUAGACGAACUGAGGGUACUUUUGUGUAAGAAGUUCGAAAAGCAGCUAGGACAGCAUUGGAUUAGCGAUACGUUUCCUGACCUCAGCGAUUACCUUAGGAAAGCACUUGUCUGUAUCGACUCUACCGAGAAAGAGCCAGUGCCAACGCCGGUAGUCAAGACCAUGAUCGCAGCCACGAGUGUCCUCAUCACCAAGCUCCAGAAUACCCCGGAUAUGAGCGCAAUAAUGGAAACCCUCGCAAGUGUCCAAAACGAUCUCAAAAUGACAGCAGAUAUAGCACACUUCACAGCAGCAAAAAUACAGGAAAACACCAUCACUCACCAACAGAUUGCUACACUGAGCCAAGAAACUAAUCAAUUUGUGAAAGCGACUGCUGAAGAGAGAAGAACAACGACCGCGCUUAUACAAGAAACGAACGACAUCACCAAAGAGAUCAACGAUAAUACCAAAGUAACGAACAAUAUUGUAAAAGCUAUUCAAUCUAUACCGUCCUCAAAGGCCUCAUACGCGUCGGUAUUGACUAGAAAUACCGCGCCCCUUAGCAAACCAAUCACAUUAUCUGCUCAGACUUCAUCAUUCGUUCAGGCGCAACGUGAGAUUAUCGUGAAAAUCACAGACCCUGCUACUAUUGAAAGUCUCCGAGCAAAGAGCCCUAGAAACUUACAGAACAAUAUUGAUCGCGCAAUUGAACAGAGUAGAAACGAACACAUCGAAAGGACCGGUGUAGUAUCAGCUGACCAACUGAAGAGCGGAGACCUUAGCAUCAAGACAUCAAGCAGAAACAAGGCGGAGGCAUUGAGACAAUUUGCAAACGACCGGAUGAGCCGAAUCGGAAGAGGCGCGUCAACACGGCUCCCCAAAUAUGGUAUACUCGCACACGGGAUCAAGACAAGUUCGAUGGAUAUGGAGAAAUUCGAAGAGAUCAGAGCGGAGUUACUCCAUGACAAUAGACCUUUUAUACCGAACGCGGACAUUAAAUACUACGCAGGGAGUGACGUUAGAUAG
This is a messenger RNA of Botrytis cinerea B05.10, 1014 nucleotides long. RefSeq lists its product as hypothetical. The record is from RefSeq and is a predicted model, not a curated record. The coding region runs from base 1 to 1014 and encodes 337 amino acids. The transcript has a single exon. Lineage: Eukaryota; Fungi; Ascomycota; Leotiomycetes; Helotiales; Sclerotiniaceae.